UUGUCUAAACCACCCUUAUUUUAUGUAGCUACUACUUUAUGUCUAAAUAUCAUUCCAUCCAUUCUUCUUUGUCAACCAGAAGUUGGUCGUCAACAGCAGAGUGGUCCCUGUCUUCAGACAGGACGGAUCAGACGACUGAUUUCUCACCUUAAUCACUUUGGCCUUUGGCUCAUUGGCUUCAAAAUGAGACCAUGUCCUCCAGACUCGUCUUGCUGUUCCGGUCUUUGGUGUUCUCGGCGUCUGGCCGCAGAGGCUGACAGCUCUGCAGGAGGCUUGGUCUCGGUGGAAGAGUUAGAACAGGCCCUGAAGGAACAGAAGCACCGAAUGGCAAAAAUAACUAGUCUGCAUCAGUCUUGGUCCUCUCGUCUAUUGCUCAACAUUGGACUUGUGAUCAUUGUGGGCAUUGCAGUUACCGCCUUUAUCUUGUUCUCGCUUUACUUUGGUCAGGUCCCAAUUGGUCCAAUCCCCGUCUGGCACACCGACUCAGUUGACCUGGAACUAAACGCUACCUUGACUCAUCUGGCUGCCUACGGGGUCGUCCGGUUGGUUGAUGCUGGCGAACUUUAA
Messenger RNA from Protopolystoma xenopodis, 567 nucleotides. The record is from the annotation of a GenBank genome assembly. Lineage: Eukaryota; Metazoa; Platyhelminthes; Monogenea; Polystomatidea; Polystomatidae.